AAAAGUGAGUCCUUUUGUUGAAAAAGCCAACACAAGAUGCAUCAUUUCUUCUGGACAGCUAGCCAGCCUUUCCAUUAUAAAUAUACUUGUUGUCUUUCUACAUUUCACAGACAAUGAGAUAACUCAUUUUCUGCAAUCCACAGCUCAAAAUUUAACAGCCAUGAAGUAUUUUUCACCAUUUAUUUUGCUACUAUUUGUCAUAAAUUUAAGAAAAGUUGCAGCAAAUGUGUCAGCAGUGGGAGACCCUGGCAUGAGGAGAGAUGGGCUGAGAGUUGGGUUUGAGGCCUGGAAUUUCUGCAAUGAAGUUGGCAAAGAAGCCCCUUUAAUGGGGAGCCCAAGAGCUGCUGAUUGCUUUGAUCUUGCAAGAACUCAUGCAUUUUCAAGAACUCAGGGUUUGAACAAUGUAUUGAAUGCUUUUAUCAAAUGGUUAAUCUUUUCCUUUUUCAGUGAGGGGAAUUCUUUAAUUCACAAAGUGAGUGAUGCUAAUAACAGACUGGGAGUUGGGAGGCCAUUUCCGGGUUUAAGUCGACAAGCAUUGAACAAUGCAGACUUGUAUGCUGCUGAGAAGGAGGUUUAUUUAGGUUCUUUAUGUGAGGUUGAUGAUAAGCCAAAGCCAUGGCAAUUUUGGAUGGUUAUGUUGAAAAAUGGAAAUUACGAUUCAAAUUCUGGUUUAUGUCCUGAGAACGGCAGAAAGGUGCCACCUUUUAAGCCGGGAAGAUUUCCCUGUCCUGGAAUUGACUGUAUGAAUCAGCCCUUGUUUCAUCAUGAUAUGACUAGUCUUUCGAGUGAUGGUAGCAUGAUGAGAGGAGGUUUUUAUGGCAGCUAUGAAUUGGGAUCUGAGGGAGGUGGAUUAAACAGUGGAAACUCUUAUUAUGAGGUGAUUUGGGAGAAAAAGGUUGGUGAAGGGAGUUGGGAAUUUAGGCAUAAACUCAAAACUUCAAAGCUGUAUCCAUGGCUUAUGCUGUACCUAAGAGCUGAUGCCACAAAAGGAUUCUCGGGGGGCUACCACUACGACACUAGAGGAAUGCUCAAAACUCUUCCAGAGUCACCAAAUUUCAAGGUGAAGUUGACCUUGGACGUGAAACAAGGAGGAGGGCCUAAGAGCCAAUUCUACUUAAUUGACAUAGGCAGCUGCUGGAAGAAUGAUGGCACACCCUGCAAUGGAGACGUUCUCACAGACAUUACUCGAUACAGUGAAAUGAUCAUCAACCCUGCAACUGAAGCUUGGUGCAACCCCAAAAAUCUCAUCAACUGUCCCCCAUAUCACAUUACACCAAACAACAUCAAAAUAUACCGAAAUGACACUGCCAACUUCCCCUAUGGGGCUUAUCACUAUUACUGUGCUCCAGGUAAUGCCAAAUAUUUAGAAGCUCCAUACAGCACUUGUGAUCCUUAUAGCAACCCUCAGGCUCAAGAACUAGUGCAGUUACUUCCUCAUCCUAUAUGGGCUGAUUAUGGAUAUCCAAAUAAACAAGGAGACGGUUGGGUUGGCGAUGCAAGGACUUGGGAGCUCGAUGUUGGUGGCCUUUCAAGCAGACUGUACUUUUAUCAGGAUCCAGGAACAACUCCUGCUAGAAGAAUAUGGACAUCUCUCGAUGUCGGAACUGAAAUUUUUGUUAGCAACAAAGAUGAAGUGGCAGAAUGGACUCUAAGUGACUUUGAUGUUAUUCUUACUUCUUGAAACCCAACUAUAUCAGCAUCAAAUUAUACCAGUUUUUUUUUAUAUAAAGAAUAUAGUAUUACUUUGGCAGCUGCCGCUUUAUUCCUAUCAACAAGGAUAACAUAUGAUAGGUUGUUUGCAAGGGUUAGUAGUUGAAGGUUCUGAAGAGAAGCCAAAGCAAAAUUAGGCAGGCUUCACAGAGCAGGCUAUCCUUAAUUGUACUUCAUCUUAAUGAAAUGCAAUCAAGCUAGACAAAAGUCUUCUAUGAUUCUA
Daucus carota subsp. sativus is the source of this 1933-nucleotide messenger RNA. RefSeq lists its product as uncharacterized. The record is from RefSeq and is a predicted model, not a curated record. The transcript is spliced from 5 exons. NCBI's taxonomy places the organism in Eukaryota, Viridiplantae, Streptophyta, Magnoliopsida, Apiales, Apiaceae. Bases 161 to 1681 code for a protein of 506 amino acids.